AUGUUGAUCACUCGCGGAAUCUCCCUCGUCAACUUUGCAGUGGCCUCCUCUGCACUGGCAUUCCAGGUCUUCGUUCUCUACCCUUGGCACAACCAGCUAGACGACGAGUUCAAAGCGUUGAAAAAGGAACACCUCCGUGUACUGCAGCAACUCGAUCUCAAGGCCGCCUUCCAGGACAAACAACUCAAAGCGAAUUAA
Molecule: messenger RNA, 198 nt
Organism: Penicillium paradoxum
Lineage: Eukaryota; Fungi; Ascomycota; Eurotiomycetes; Eurotiales; Aspergillaceae
Exons: 1
Coding region: 1-198 (65 amino acids)
Source: RefSeq, a predicted model, not a curated record